GGGGCAGCUCCCGGCUUCGCAGAGGGUACAGAUACACCACGUCGGGCCGCCACCCAGGAGCUACGACGAUGGCACCCGUGGGAGGCAAAAGAGCCAAGAGGGGCAUUCUAGAACGCUUAAAUGCUGGCGAGGUUGUAAUUGGAGAUGGAGGCUUUGUCUUCGCUCUGGAGAAGAGAGGCUACGUGAAGGCAGGCCCCUGGACCCCAGAAGCAGCUGUAGAGCACCCGGAGGCAGUCCGCCAGCUUCAUCGAGAGUUCCUCCGAGCUGGAUCAAAUGUCAUGCAGACCUUCACCUUUUAUGCUAGUGAAGACAAGCUGGAGAACAGGGGAAACUACGUUGCAGAGAAAAUAUCUGGACAGAAAGUCAAUGAAGCAGCUUGUGAUAUUGCCCGGCAAGUGGCUGACGAAGGAGACGCUCUGGUGGCCGGAGGUGUGAGUCAGACACCAUCCUACCUCAGCUGCAAGAGUGAGACAGAAGUUAAGAAAAUAUUCCAGCAGCAGUUGGAGGUCUUUAUGAAGAAGAACGUGGACUUCCUGAUCGCCGAGUAUUUUGAACACGUGGAGGAAGCUGUGUGGGCAGUCGAGGCACUGAAAGGAUCUGGGAAGCCAAUAGCGGCUACCAUGUGCAUAGGGCCCGAGGGAGAUCUGCAUGGAGUCAGCCCCGGCGAGUGUGCAGUGCGGCUGGUUAAAGCAGGAGCUUCCAUCGUUGGUGUGAACUGCCACUUUGACCCCACCAUCAGUUUACAAACAGUGAAACUCAUGAAAGAAGGCUUGGAGGCUGCCCGAUUGAAAGCCCACCUGAUGGCCCAGCCCUUGGCCUACCACACUCCUGACUGCGGCAAGCAGGGAUUUAUUGAUCUCCCAGAAUUCCCCUUUGGACUUGAACCCAGAGUGGCAACCAGGUGGGAUAUUCAAAAGUACGCCAGAGAGGCCUACAAGCUGGGGGUCAGGUUCAUUGGCGGUUGCUGUGGAUUUGAGCCCUACCACAUCAGAGCCAUCGCAGAGGAGCUGGCCCCAGAAAGGGGAUUUCUGCCCCCAGCUUCAGAAAAACACGGCAGCUGGGGAAGUGGUUUGGACAUGCACACCAAACCCUGGAUUAGAGCGAGGGCCAGGAGGCAAUACUGGGAGAACCUCCAGAUAGCGUCCGGUCGGCCUUACAACCCGUCAAUGUCGAAGCCUGACGCCUGGGGAGUGACCAAAGGGACCACCGAGCUGAUGCAGCAGAAAGAAGCCACCACCGACCAGCAGCUGAAGGAGCUCUUUGAGAAACAGAAAUUCAAGUCUGCGCAGUAGCCUCAUGGGGGGGAGCUGUUGGUGGUGAAUUCCUCUGUGUGGGCCACCAGUCCCUGAGAAUCAGGAAAAGAGGCUUAAAAAGCAAUCCAUGCAUAGAUGCCAGACUACACACUAAAUUGGUCUUAGAGGAAGGAAAUAGAAGUGCCAGUAGUACUUGAUGAUAGAUUUUAAAGGAAUGCUUCAGAAGUCUACCAGGAAGUCAGUCUGACAUAGGUUCCCCUAGCAAUCGCCACAUCCACGGCAGGAUGAAGACCACGUGGCCAGGCAGGGGCAUUCAGGCGUUAGCCCUGCGUGGAGAAGUUCCCGGGCUUAUAAAGAAGAUGAGGCCUGAAUUGUGUCAUAAACGACUUGGCAGCCAGGGGGACAGAUAACGUGCUGUAGAAAAGUGGCGUCCAAACGCAUGAACAACAACGCACACACACACGAUUUCCCUAAUGACCCAGGGAGACACAUAGCGUGCAGAUGAGAAUGUGUGAUCCACUUGGGACAUGGCUGUUCCUUUCUGUUCUCUACUUCAUUGAUUAAAAAACAAUGCUGGUUGAGCCCUUUCAAAAUGA
Messenger RNA from Echinops telfairi (small Madagascar hedgehog), 1849 nucleotides. RefSeq names its product betaine--homocysteine S-methyltransferase (gene BHMT). The coding region runs from base 69 to 1292 and encodes 407 amino acids. Lineage: Eukaryota; Metazoa; Chordata; Mammalia; Afrosoricida; Tenrecidae. Gene Ontology annotation, molecular function: zinc ion binding; betaine-homocysteine S-methyltransferase activity. The transcript is spliced from 8 exons. The record is from RefSeq and is a predicted model, not a curated record.